AUGAGUAUCCUCGCCCUCGUCGAGGACCGGCCCACGCCCCGGGCAGUCUACAACUGGCGAAUCUACUUACUCGCCGCGGUCGCAUCUUGUGCCUCAUGUAUGAUUGGAUACGACAGUGCUUUUAUUGGUCAGACAAUCGAGCUGGACUCGUUCAAAUCGGAAUUUCAUUUCGGUGACUGGUCUGACGCCAAAGUCGACCUGGUGAGCGCCAAUAUCGUCUCUUUGUACCAGGCAGGUGCUUUCUUCGGCGCGCUCUUUGCCUACCCAGCCGGAUAUUUCUGGGGUCGCAAAUGGGGAUUGUUGGCCUCGGCCAUGGUGUUCACGCUUGGCUCCGGGCUGAUGCUUGGAGCUAAUGGUGAGCGGGGCCUCGGGAUCAUGUAUGCUGGCCGUGUUCUGGCCGGAAUCGGGGUAGGCGCUGGAUCCAAUUUGACCCCGAUUUAUAUCUCUGAGUUGGCACCACCCGCCAUUCGAGGUCGCCUCGUCGGUGUGUAUGAAUUGGGCUGGCAGGUUGGCGGCCUGGUCGGGUUUUGGAUUAAUUACGGAGUAUCCGAGACCAUGCCGGCGAGCCAUAGGCAGUGGAUUAUACCAUUUGCUAUUCAGCUCAUCCCAGGAGGUCUGCUUCUAGGUGGUGCUCUCUUGAUCAAAGAGUCGCCUCGGUGGCUGUUCUUUCGUGGGCGGCGUGAGGAAGCUAUUCAGAACCUCUGCUGGGUGCGACAGCUUGACGAAAACGAUAUAUAUAUGGUUGAGGAGAUUGGUGCCAUCGACCAAGCCCUGGAGGAACAAAAGGGAACGAUCGGAAUCGGCUUCUGGAAACCCUUCCAGGCAGCCGCCACCAAUCGCAGGGUGCUCUGGCGCUUGUUCCUCGGCUCCUCCCUUUUCUUCUGGCAAAAUGGAUCUGGAAUCAAUGCCAUCAACUACUACUCCCCUGGCAUAUUCUCCUCGAUCGGAAUCACGGGGUCGACCAAUCAGCUUACAACGGGCAUAUUUGGCGUAGUCAAGACGGUGAUGACCAUCGUCUGGCUCUUGUACCUGAUCGAUUACCUCGGCCGACGAUUACUAUUGAUCAUCGGCGCUCUUUCCGGGUCGGUUUGCUUGUGGAUCAUCGGCGCUUACAUUAAGGUGGUGGACCCAGAGAACAACCCGACACCUCAUCUUACUAGCCCCGGCAUCGCGGCUGUAUUUUUCUUCUACCUGUACACGGCAUGCUAUACCCCUUCAUGGAACGGAACCCCUUGGGUUAUGAAUGCAGAAAUGUUCGACCCCAACAUGCGAUCGCUGGCACAGGCGUGUGCAUCAGCCAGCAAUUGGCUGUGGAACUUUUUGAUCUCUCGGUUCACUCCCCAGAUGCUGUCCAAGAUGGGUUAUGGCACGUACUUUUUCUUUGCGAGCCUAAUGGUUUUGGCCACCAUCUAUGUUUUCUUCUUGAUCCCAGAGACCAAGGGUGUGCCGCUGGAGGUGAUGGACCGCCUCUUUGAAGUCCAGCCAGUGUGGCAGGCCCACAGCCGGAUCAUGACGCAGUUACAUGAUGACGAAGAUCAGUUCCGACACGAACUGCAAAAGAAUAUCGCGGAAGAGAAAGGCUCGCCAGAAGAAUUCAUCGAAAAAGCGGAUGACUGA
Messenger RNA from Penicillium alfredii, 1617 nucleotides. RefSeq names its product sugar porter family MFS transporter. Gene Ontology annotation, molecular function: carbohydrate:proton symporter activity. The record is from RefSeq and is a predicted model, not a curated record. Gene Ontology annotation, biological process: transmembrane transport; carbohydrate transport. NCBI's taxonomy places the organism in Eukaryota, Fungi, Ascomycota, Eurotiomycetes, Eurotiales, Aspergillaceae. Gene Ontology annotation, cellular component: membrane. The coding region runs from base 1 to 1617 and encodes 538 amino acids. The transcript has 4 exons.